Effrenium voratum is the source of this 896-nucleotide messenger RNA. Lineage: Eukaryota; Dinophyceae; Suessiales; Symbiodiniaceae. The record is from the annotation of a GenBank genome assembly.
CUUGAAGCUGAUUCAACAGCUGAUUCCGACGGCUGUUGUUCGCAAUGGCCACUUCUGGUACUUGGGCCUGACGCUGCAGCUGCAGGCGACGAUGUGUCCGGUCAACGAGAACACUCAGCGCCGUGCGGACUCGCUGUUGGAGACUCAUGGCCUGUUCCAAUCCAUAGCCGACCUUUUUUUCAACGUUCUCGUUUACUUAAGGGCAACUUCGCUAAGCAAGCUCUUGUAUUCUUCGCACGAGGCAGAACUUUGGGUACGAAUGUAUUUGCCAGUGCUUGUCGACAAGCGUGGCUGGGGUGGGGACUUGGAGUUAUGUGCAAAUCCUUUGUCAACGCUUCACUUGUCAGAGAUGUGGGACGUUCUUGCCAAUGUGUGCUCCCCCAUAGGUGUCAAUUACAUGCUUCUCCGACACACUUUCUUCGGAACCAUGCUGGAACUCCAGCUUUCGCCAGGUCCAACCUUGGCCCACUUUAACUUCAGAGCUUCCGAUGAGGCUGACCCGAUGUGGUGCCGUGGCAGCUUCGCCGUGCGGGGAGCUUUGCAGUGCAGAAAGUGGACUGACGAACUUCGUCAGCGCCCGCGGCGAACUCCGAUAACGCAGGCCUCCCUUGCCCAGCAAAGCUCCUACCGUGUGGAGCACUGCGGUGACAGGUUUGUGCUUCGCCCGGCUUGCAAGCUGUGGACAGAGGCUAGGCCGCAGCUGCAGCUAACGAAUCGCGGUUUCAUUGCCAUUGCUGCUGAAGGCGGCGGGAUCAUCGUGGAGGAUGGUCAGCCAGCGCGCCGAAUAGAAGCAGAUGCGCCGGAAGCUCCGUGUUGAGGUUGUUGACGCGGUGUUUCACCCGCGGAGCGCCAGCUGGCUUCUGAAAGCGGCGCACAGGCACAAACUUAGCUCCGCA